AUGUCUGGAACAAGUGAGUUGGAUAUCACUUCUCCACGAGCAGUUUGCGGUAGUGAUGACAGGGCUUCAUUGGACGAUCUUAUCGGUCAAGCUGCAGCGAAGGAUGCAAUCAAAGACUUUCAUGCUGCCGCCGAGCUUUAUUCCGAAGCCACAGAGAUCCAGGCAAAAUUAAAUGGCGAACUUGCACUCGAGAACGCCGAUCUUCUCUUCGCAUACGGAAGAGCCCUUUACAAUGUUGCUGUUAGCAAAAGCGACGUUCUUGGAUCAAAAGUGGCGACCGAGGGCGCCCCGUCUCAUUCAAAUGACUCGAAAACAGUAACUCAAAAUGUUGUUGAAGAUGCUAUCGCUCAGGCGCAAGCCGCAGAAAUGGUGCCUGGUCCCGAAAUUCAGUUGGACGGUAAUACAAGCAGGCCAUACUUCCAGUUCACUGGUGACGAGAAUUUUGACGAAUCCGACACUGAGGACGAGGUUGAUAACGCGGUCGCCGAAGAAGACGAGGAUGACUUCGCCAACGCGUACGAAGUCCUCGAUUUGGCGCGCAUACUUUACCAGAAGAAGCUAAAUGCAAUGGAGGAGGAUGGGAAAGGGAAAUCUGCGGAGCAACCUAUGGACCUCAAACAAGUCAAAGAACGACUUGCCGAUACAUAUGACCUACAAGCAGAGAUCUCACUUGAAGCUGAAAGGUUCAUAGAUGCAGUAGCAGAUCUAAGGAUAGCCCUCAGUCUGAGACAGUCACUGUUUCCCAUGGAAGACCCAUCUGUUGCCGAAUGCCAUUACAAGCUGUCCCUCGCCCUUGAGUUUGCGUCAGUUGAUAGAGCCGACAAUGAUGGCCAGGCUGAAAAUGAUAAGGUUGAUGAGGGAAUGAGAAAAGAGGCUGUUACACAAAUGGAACAUGCUAUUGAGAGUUGUCGAGUCAGGAUGGUCCAGGAACAGAUGAAACUGGUCAGUGAUAGCUCACUAAAUGAAGAUAAGGCAAUUGCCUUGAAAAGAAAGAUAGACAACGUGAAGGACAUCAUAUCUGACAUGGAGCAAAGGCUCAUUGAUCUCCAACGCCCUGCCGCCUCGUCUGUGAAGGCUGGUGAUAUGGGAGACUCUGUGCUAAAAGGCAUUCUGGGACAAAUUGUGGGACAGCCGCUCUCUGAACAGCAAGCCCGACUUGACGCAGUCACGAAGAACGCAAAUGACUUAUCCGCAUUCGUGAAACGCAAGUCUACUGCUGGCUCCUCACAAUCUCAGAGCACUGAGUCAGUGAGAAAGCGUACAGCUGAAGAUGAGACCCAUGACUGCGAACCGAAAAGAGCCCGCAUGCCCGACAUUAAGGAUAUAAGGUAA
This is a messenger RNA of Aspergillus saccharolyticus JOP 1030-1, 1332 nucleotides long. RefSeq names its product SHNi-TPR domain-containing protein. The transcript is spliced from 2 exons. Gene Ontology annotation, cellular component: nucleoplasm. The record is from RefSeq and is a predicted model, not a curated record. The coding region runs from base 1 to 1332 and encodes 443 amino acids. Gene Ontology annotation, molecular function: histone binding. Gene Ontology annotation, biological process: DNA replication-dependent chromatin assembly; CENP-A containing chromatin assembly. NCBI's taxonomy places the organism in Eukaryota, Fungi, Ascomycota, Eurotiomycetes, Eurotiales, Aspergillaceae.